Messenger RNA from Pseudonaja textilis, 2629 nucleotides. The record is from RefSeq and is a predicted model, not a curated record. Lineage: Eukaryota; Metazoa; Chordata; Lepidosauria; Squamata; Elapidae.
ACAAGGAGCCACCCACCCGCCUGCUUCCUUCCAUCGCAGGGAGGGAGGGAGGUGUCUGAAGGAGAGGCGAGGCUGUUGGAGCAGCCAGCUUGGAGGGGCGGCCCUUGUAAGAUGAGCUGGAACAGGAAGGCUGGCGGGGGGGCGGGGGGUGGAAGCCAGGCAGAUUUCCUGUACAUGGAGCGCCUACGACCCAGGAGGGAAGGGCAAGGGGACAUGGGUAAGGCAGCCACCCUCACGUAGGAGCUGGCCCAGGAGAGCGGCAUCUGCUGACAGAGGGGCCGGAGGAGUGAGCCUGCUGCCCUCACACACGCACACACACACACCCCACACCCUGCCUCAAAAGCAGCCCGAGAGCCUGCUGGCGUCGAGCUCCAUGGGAAGCCCAGUUUGGGGGUCUUCGCUCUGAAGCCACACCUCCAGGGGGACCUCGGGAGGGGGGCUGCCCGCCCGCGCAGGGGGCCUGGGGCAAUGCAGGACAAGCUGCACAUCUUGGAGGAUCUGAACAUGCUCUACAUCCGGCAGAUCGCCCUCAGCCUGGAGGGCACAGACCUCCAGAAGAAAAUUGACCAUGAGAUCCGCAUGCGGGAGGGGGCCUGCAAGCUGUUGGCGGCUUGUACUCAGCGGCCGCAGGCCCUGGAGGUGACGAAGAGCCUGCUGGUCUGCAACAACCGAAUCCUGGCCUACAUGGCGGAGCUGCAGCGCAUGAAGGAGGCGCAGGUGAUGCAGCACAUGGCUCGGCGUCCUUCUGAGGCUGGAUCCACGGACAGUCGCUUACCAUGUCGGGGCCGAAUCUGUGUCUCGGAUCUACGGAUCCCCCUGAUGUGGAAGGACACCGAAUAUUUCAAGAACAAGGGGGACUUGCAUCGCUGUGCGGUGUUCUGCCUGCUGCAGAUUGGCACGGAAAUCUACGACACAGAGAUGGUGCUAGUGGACCGGACGCUGGCCGACAUCUGCUUUGAGACCUCCGUGCUGUUCACGGAGGCCGGUCCAGGCUUUGAGCUGAAAAUCGAGCUGUACAGCGCUGCCCUAGAGGAGGACUCGGCCCUGAGCGCCACCCCCAAGAAGCUGGCCAGCCGCCUGAGCAGCUCCCUUGGCCGCUCUUCAGGGAAGCAGGUCCGGGCAGCCCUGGAUGGGAGCAGCUCAGGUGGCAACGGAGGGUGCAGUCCGCUGCUGCUUCCCCUAGCCCCCACCACGGCGGGGCCCAAAUACCAGCUGCUGGCCUGUGCCCACCUUGGCCUGGCACACAUCCAGGAUGCCUUUCGCACCCAUGACCUCGUCGUCACUGGCAACGAGGAGAGCUCCUUCUGGCUGCCCCUGUAUGGCAGCCUCUGCUGCCGCCUGGUGGCCCAGCCCAGCUGCAUGGUGGAACAGGUGAUGGCUGGCUUUCUGAAAGUGCAGCAGGGGGAACAGCUGGACUGGCCGAGGCUCUUCUGCGUCCUGCGUGGCACCAACCUUCUCUGCUACCGGCACCCUCAGGAUGUGGAGGGCCAGGAAGAGGCUGCCUUCACCAUUGCCAUCAACAAGGAGACGCGCAUCCGGGCCAGCGAGAAGAGCCCCAGGGGGCCCGUCCGCUGCAUGUCAGUGACCAACCACUACGGAGAUGAAGAAGUCACCCACACGCUGCAGGCCGAGUCUCCCGCGGAGGCCCAGCGCUGGAUGGAGGUCUUCUGGCAGCACUUCUACGACAUGAGCCAGUGGAAGCACUGCUGCGAUGAAGUGAUGACGGUGGAGGUGCCAUCUCCGCGCCGCCCUCCGAUGCUGCUGCCCAAGCAGGGAUCCCUGUACCACGAGAUGGCUAUUGAGCCGGCUGAUGACAUCGAGGCAGUGACCGAGAUCCUGGCCCGGCGGGUCUCAGACCUAGGCGAGCCCGUCUGGCUCUCUCUUUUCGAGGGCUCCUCCCCCAACGGCAUCGCCCCCAACUGCAACUCGGGCACCGCCCCAUGCCCCCCGCAGCCCCCCUGGGGCCGGCCUCGCACCUUCUCACUGGACGCCAAGCUCAGCAGGCUGAAGGGGCGCGCGGGCCGCCCGCCGCCUUCCCCUCUGCCCAAGGCCCACGGCCUUUCGUGUUCCAGUUCCGGGUCGUCCAGCAGCUGCAGCUCAACUCCAGACUCCUCCGAGCGGAGCCUGCAGGCCCCCGCCCAGCCCUGGUUCGACCCUCGCUUGUGGCUGCAGUCCCAGGUCUGAAGGCUACCGAGAGCAGAGGGUCUGCGUUCUUCGGGGGGGGGGCUUCACCAUGCAGAGACACACCAGCCGAGGCCACAGUCCCCAUCCCUGCCCCCAAUGAGGGGCUGACCUGGCUAGCGAAGCAGCUGGCCACGGAGUUGGGGGGGCGGGGGGGCCCCCCUCCAUCUUCAGGAGAAACGCACCUUGCUUUCCCUCGUAAAGAAACUGGAAUGUGCGCUGUUGAACCCGAAGAGGGGCCGAGCUCUUUCCUUGCCGUGGGCCGAGGGUCCCCAUUUGCCUUCAGCCCGGCCUCUUCCUGACACCCCCCCUCACACACCCCCCUCCUCUCAAGCUGCAGGGAUUGGCAUGGAGGACGAAUUUGGGGUGGGCAGCCCUUCCUUCCUCCAAGCUGCUCUCUGUGGGGCUCGGCGGCCUCCUUUUCUGUGAAUACGCAUUAAAGUGUACU